GUUUUCAGCGCACGCCGCCGGCGCCUGCCCUAGGGCUCCGCUCCAUUACCAACUUGCCUCUCGCGUCGCCGCUUGUACGGAUCGGACUUGAAAAUGCCUGAGCAUCUCUUCCAGGACUCCUUCAAAGUCAUCGGGCUCGAUCCUGAUGGUAAAAAGUUCGACAAAGUCUCUCGCGUGGUAGCUGAGAGCGAGGAUUCUAGUAUAUACAUGCAGUUAGAUGUUGCCAUAGAGGUUUAUCCAAUGUGCAAAGGCGAGAAAUUUAAAAUGGUCCUAGCUAGUACUCUGAAUUUGGAUGGCACUCCAGAUACUGGCUACUUCACACAGGCUGCCCGAGAAACACUGGCUGACCAGUUUGACUAUGUCAUGCACGGGAAGCUUUACAGAAUCUCAGAUUACACACCAGCCCCACCCCCACCCCCCAAAAAAGAUGAAGAAGACACCUCCAUGGAAGAUGCAGACGACGACUCCUCCAAAAAAGAUGAAGACACCUCCGCCAAAAAUGAUGAAGACACCCCCAAACAAGAUCCUAAAGUGGAGAUUUUUGGAUCAUUUGGUGGUCUCCUGAUGGUGCUCAGGGGUGAGCCUUCCAUUGCUGGAAGCUUUGAGCUGGACCAGAGGAUUUUCCUACUUAUACGCAAGCUUAAGGUGUAGAAGAAGUAGGUCAGGAACGGGAAAACUCCAUUAUUAGUAUCGUCUUGCAUGCUGGUAUAGUUCAUUUCAAGGCUUUUUGUUUGGCCAUAUACUAGUAGUGAUGUCUUGUUAAAUUUUAAACCAUGCAAUGCAAUGCAUGGUUCC
Molecule: messenger RNA, 795 nt
Organism: Panicum virgatum (switchgrass)
Lineage: Eukaryota; Viridiplantae; Streptophyta; Magnoliopsida; Poales; Poaceae
Product: DNA-directed RNA polymerases II and V subunit 8A-like
Exons: 5
Coding region: 94-651 (185 amino acids)
Biological process (GO): DNA-templated transcription
Cellular component (GO): RNA polymerase III complex; RNA polymerase II, core complex; RNA polymerase I complex
Molecular function (GO): DNA-directed RNA polymerase activity
Source: RefSeq, a predicted model, not a curated record